GCAAACAGUGUCUUUGAAUGCAUAUUUUGUUUUCAUUUUGCAUUAUAAUAUCUUUUACGAAAACAGUUUGCUGAUAAGAAGCUCUAUCACACAAAAUCUGCAGAAAUAAUUAUGAUUAUAUGCUCGUGUUUUUCGUUGUAAUGCACUGAACAUACACAAUGAAAACAAUGUGAGAGCAAAUUUUUUUUCGUGUUGGAGCAACCGAAUAUAGAAACUGAAGUCAAUUUAUCGAUCAAAAAAUUUAUCACACGAACUCUGCAGGGAAGUUACCGAACGGAAGCGUUACAAAUGGAAUGCCCGAUAUGUCUAGAAAACAUCAGCAACAUUCAUGCUCUUAUGUGUGGGCAUUCGUAUUGCGGACCUCCGAAGUCAUGUUUGAAAACUUUGGAGCAUAACAAAGGAAAAGCGACAAAAUGUGCGGUUUGCAACACUGUGAUGAAAGUCAAAGUAUCCAAUUUGAAACCACUGUACGGAAUACGGGAGGUUUUGAGUGAGUUUGGAGGGAUUGCUAAACAUUGCCGAGAAACGGCGGAAAAACUAAUGCCUCUGCUGGAUGAUAUCGACAGCGUUUUAUCCGAAACGGUUCGCGAGAUUGAGAUGCUGGAAGACAAAAAGUUGAAACUUGAUCAACUUAAGGAAUACAAAACCUCAAUUGCACAAUUUGUGAAUGGACAAAAAACAUUGUCCAAUGAUCUGAGAGAGCUAUUUGACACUGACUGGAUUGAAACGAUUGGCACAGACAGGAAUUCCCUGAAAAACAUCAAGCUUACACUAUGCAUCGCUCAUGUCAAAGAUGUUGAAAACAAAGUUCUAUGCUCAGAUAAAAUUCACAUCCGUGGUUUUCUGUUUCACAUAGGAAUUGAAAAAGUUUUGACCGACGGAGAAGAAUGGAUAAAAAGCACUUUUUUUUAUGAUCUCGCGAACACACUAACUAGAGAUGCUGAAAUAGAAAUAAAAUUUCAAAUAGUUCUUCUCAGUUCUAAUCCCGUCAAAAACAUUAAAGCCCGAUUCCUUCUACACAAGGGUAUUCAUGUCGGUCUAUUCAAACAUGAUUUGGUCCGCUGGAAAAGUUUGCAAGACCCCCUGAAUGGAUUCAUAUCAAAAAAUGAAUCCCUUGUCUUUGAAAUCUGCGUCGAAACUCUCCGCAUUAUUGGAAACACCACCCGGCAAGCUGAUGCAGUUUUGGAAUUCUCCGAAGCCGAACCAAAAUGUAAACGUACAGUUUCAUAUAGUGUAUGGUUAUAAGUUUCUAGUUUGAGAGUAAAUUUAUUAUAAUUAUCACAAAGUUAUUAUUAUGAUUAAAAAAAACCUCCAUGUUUGUAGUUAUUGCCUAAAUUUGACUUUUGAAAUGA
Messenger RNA from Symsagittifera roscoffensis, 1352 nucleotides. RefSeq lists its product as uncharacterized. Bases 289 to 1245 code for a protein of 318 amino acids. Lineage: Eukaryota; Metazoa; Xenacoelomorpha; Acoela; Convolutidae. The transcript is spliced from 2 exons. The record is from RefSeq and is a predicted model, not a curated record.